CUUACUAAAGUUUUACAGGAUUUAUUCUUUUUAUUGCAAUUAAUGUUAAAAGAAAAUGGAAUGAGCAGAAUCUUAUUGACUGGAGAAUGAAAUAAUUCAGCUGUGAAAGUCAGUUUUUUUCAUUUGGGAACUAAACACAAACAAACUGAAGCAAGCAAAGUCUGACUCCGCCCACACCUCUGUGAUAUGACAUCACCCAGUCGUUACCACGGAAACCAGCGCUCCACUGCAGACAGUUGACUGGCGGACAGGCGGAGUGAUGGCGGCUCAGGUGGAGAUGGAGUCUGGAAUGGUGGGCGGUCGUCUGCAUUUGAGUCCUCUGACCGACUCCAGUAAUAAAACUCUGAUCGAUGAUUCAACCCUCAUCAGUCCGGACCCUAAGAAACCCGCCCCAGGUCCCAAACCCAGGCUCACCCCCAAACCCUUUUCCAUGGACAGAAACACCACCAUACGGCCCAUCAUCGCCCCCAAACCCAAACCAGAGUCCAUGUCCAAACCUGAACCUACAAGCAAACCCAGGCCGGCGUCAGUAAAACUUGGAACUAAACCUGCGGCUCAGACGUCCGGACCUUCUGCGAUUAACGAACCCGUGAAUCCCAAACCUACCGAAAACACAAGUGUGGUCCGACGAACCAGCAUGGGUCCAUCGGCUGUGUCCAGUUCCCCUCGCACCGGUCUCAUUACCAGGGCGAAAUCCAUGGGUGGCCUGAGCAGCCUGGGGAUGGAGGAGGAAGGAGGCGGCGAGGGCGGCGUCGUUCUCCGCUCUCAAGAAUCGAGAGGCUCCAGGCCGAGACCGGUGUCUGCUGUGUUUUCUCCGGGUGCCUCCCUGUCUCCCACCCCUGCACCGCGCUGGGCCGACAGACGAUCCCUCAUCGGCGACCUCGCGUCCAAAUUCGAGGCCAACGGAGGUUCCUCCGGUCAGAGACGACCCGCCACGGGCGACAGCAAGGAGAACACUCCGGAGACGCCGACUCGAGAGGACAGCGCGGAGCGACUGUCCGGAACAAAGGACGACGACAGGCCGGAAGCCAAAUCUUUGGAUAAGGCAGGAAGCGGCAUAAAGAGGAGGAUCAGCCUCCUCAUAGACUCGUCCGCCUCCGCGUAUUCGCCCCCAGCCUCGCGAGGGGCGGAGCCUCGCUCUCCGGUGCCAGAAACGGAUGGAGCUGUCAGGGUGAAACAGCGAAUCAAAGAGCUCACGGAGGAACAAUCGGCGGUGGCGUCCUCUUUCCAGAGGCCGCAGGUUAAGCCCCGCCCACUGCCAUUAGAUCUGACCAAACGGUUUGUGGCGGAUGUGGACAGUUUGAGCUCCAGUGAACCCAGAGGCCUUCAGGAGGAAGCUGAGGAGCUCAACGUGAAGACACAUGAGGAGAUGGGAGUUCAGACAGUCCGAGCAUCGCUUUUCGAGAACGUGGUGGAGAAACACAGUGUCCAACUGCUGGAGGACACGACCUCCGGAGCUCCCGCACCUCACCAGGGAGACUCCGUCAAGCCAAUGCGGCGCAUCAGUCAACGGAUUAAGCCGAACACCAGACCCAUUUCCGAUGAUGAUGAUGACGUUGUGGUCCACGCUACCUACCAGAAAGCCGUGUCUCCUACGAGUCCAAAAUUCGUGGGGCAUGUUUUUGAAAUGGUUUCUGCAGUCGAGGAGAGUCACGCAGUUUGCGAAAAGGUACCAUCUGCUCACCUGGAGGAGAAAGCUUCUACUCUUCGAUCACGAAGGUCCGAGGCGGUGGAGACACCACAGCAACCGCCUUCAAACGUCGGAAUAAAAGAAGGAAACAGUUUUACACCAGGGACUGCUACCUCCAAAGAGAAGAGCAGUACCCGCUACCUUAGGGUAGGGGCAUUGCCAAAAUGGGACGAUACAUACGUGGAUAAAGAGAUGGAGUUGGAAAGGGAAAGACAAAAGGAGAUGGUGAGAAAGAUGGAAGAAGAGAUCCAGAAGCAAAUGGAGGUCCACCUGGCUGCCAAAGCAAUGAUAGAAGAAGACGAGGAGGAGAUCGAGCCAGAGAGGAAGAAACCAAUGAUGCCCGAACCUGAAAAGAGGCCCAAAGCUACUUAUUUCGCUCUUACGGGUCAGGUCAAUGAGACCGCAUACCAGCAAGCAGGAAAUGAUGAACAAGGCAUGUUAUCCGAAAUUAGACCCAAGCAAGAGGUCCAGUUUGACGACUUCUCUGCUAAAGAAAGACGCAGGGCUUUCCCGACUCAAAGGAAAAGCGAUCCAGAUGAAAGGGCCCAGUGGAACAGAGGACAAGAUCAGGAAUACUCAAGAGCAAUGGAGCAAGAGAUGGAGGCUGAGAGACAAAGAUUUGCCGAGUAUGAGAGGAUGAAGGAACAAGAAAGGCAGAGAGAGAUGCAAAGACAGAGGGACCUCGAAAUAGAGAAGCAAAAAGAAACAGAGAGAGCGAGGCAAAGAGAAAUGGAGAGACUUAAAGAGAUAGAGAAGGAAAAGGCGAGGCAAAGGGAGUUGAAAAGACAGCGAGAACUCGAACGGCAACGGGAAAUUGAAAGGCAACAACAGUUGGAAAAGGAACGGCAACAACAAAUCGAAUACGAGGAGAGAAAGGCAGCCGAGAGGGAGCUCGAGCAACAGAGAGAGUUCGAGAGGCAACGACAGAAAGAAUUCGAGCGAGAGAAGGAAAGGAUGCUAGACCAGGAGAGACUGAGGCUUAGAGAGUUCGAGAAACAGCGAGAGAGAGAACGACAGUUGGAGUUGGACAGACAAAGAGAAAUCGAGAGACAAAAACAGUUGGAGCUUGAGAAGCUGAAGGAAUUGGAAAGGCAGAGAGAGGUGGAGAGGCAAAGAGAAACUGAAAGACAGAAACAGAUGGAGCUUGAGAGGCAACGAGAAUUGGAAAGGCAGAGACAGGUGGAGAGGCAACGAGAAUUGGAAAGGCAGAGAGAGGUGGAGAGGCAACGAGAAUUGGAAAGGCAAAGGGAGAUGGAGAGGCAACGAGAAAUUGAAAGACAGAAACAGAUGGAGCUUGAGAGGCAACGGGAAAUUGAAAGACAAAGGGAGAUGGAGAGGCAACGAGAAUUGGAAAGGCAAAAGCAUUUUGAGCUUGGAAUACAGCAGGAGCUGGAAAGGCAAAGGGAGAUGGAGAGGCAAAGAGAAAUUGAAAGACAGAAACAGUUGGAGCUCGAGAGGCAACGAGAAUUGGAAAGGCAAAAGCAUUUUGAGCUUGGAAUACAGCAGGAGCUGGAAAGGCAAAGGGAGAUGGAGAGGCAAAGAGAAAUUGAAAGACAGAAACAGUUGGAGCUCGAGAGGCUAAGAGAAAUUGAAAGGCAAAGGGAGAUGGAGAAGCAACGAGAAUUGGAAAGGCAAAAGCAUUUUGAGCUUGAAAUACAGCGGGAGCUGGAAAGGCAGAAAGAAAUUGAACAACAAAGGGAUCUAGAGAGACAGAGGGAGAUGGACAGAUGGAUGCAGUCAGAACAGGAGAAAGCUGAGGAACUGGAGGAGCAAAAAACAUGGGAGGAUCUCAAAAAGAUCCAAGAGCUUGAGAGACGCAAGCUUAUUGAAUUCCAGCUUCAGAAAGCAAGUGGAAUGGGGAAACAAGCUCCCAGACAGAACGACCGAGUGGAAGACUUGCAGAUACCGACCGAAAGGACAAAAAGAACCUCUUUAUCCCCUCUACGACCCCAGGUUCUGGAUCUGGAUAGUGUUUCUCUAGGUGAUAGAAUAGGUACAAACGAUCCCAGCCCCACAUCCAGGUCCAGGCAAGCUUUAAAUCAUGAUACAGAACCUUACAAACCUUCGAUCUUGGACGUCGACUCCUUUAAGAACCAAACACAACCUGGAGUAUCUGUGGAUCCCUUUGGAAUGAUGGCCUUCUCAAGUCCAGAACCUAAACCGUUGACUGAAGCAGGUGGAGCCAAACCAAUGACCCCAGUUAACCCUCAAGCCUUGCUGCAAAAUCUGCAAGGUUAUCGAGACUCGCAUCCACAACCUGUUGGACCAGCAAGACUUCCAGCACCUCUUCAACCUCAACUCCUGCACCAACCACAGCACCAAGCCUAUGCCACAGAAAUGCAAUCCUACACUCCAGACUGGUCCGUCGGAGGGCGCCAGUCAGGCUCAGCAUAUCCCAACUCUCAGAAUGAACUGUGGGGUCAAUCACAAGGUGAAAUGGCUGUCGACGAACCCUCAUGGGUGUCUUCCCCUGAGCCCUCCAGGAGGUCCGUCAGCAUAAGGCAACCACGCCUCGAGCAGCUUUUCCAACGUCAGGGAGAAAGAAACUCGGGGUCUGUUUUGAGCCCAACUGCAGCACCUUCAAUACAGACGUCUACAUCCAGCCCUGGAAUCUCACCGGGUCACAUUUUGACGCCUGAGAGAGUUUGGAUGACGCCAACAGAUGGAAGUUCAAACCUGCCUUCAUCCUUGGGGUACAGAAAGGAGACCCAGACUGCCUCGUCUUUGGUGCCUGAAGCAGUCUGGACUCCUAACUGGGAGCCAGCAGCUCAAGAACUGAAUGAGACGGAGCCAAGAAACAGCAGCUCUCAGGAGGUCUCACGGAUGCGCUCGAGAAGCGUUCGGAGAUCCGCUCCCGCCGAGUGUUCGGUAGACGGCCCGUUGGCUCGGCUCAGGAGUCGCAGCGCACAUAGAGACCGAGGGCAAGGCCGCAGGGAGCAGCUGAACGCGAGCGUACUGCAGGAGGAUAAAGACACGGACACUCUGGUGCAGGAGACGGACAGUCAGUACGGGACGUGGGACACAGGACUGUACACUGAGGGCAGUUUGACUCCAGCGACCCCGUCGUCGGACAGUACCCUGUCCCCGUCGUCACAGAAACCGUCCCUCCCUCAGACCUCAGAGCAGCUGAGCCCGGCGACCCCGGACAUCGAGGAGGAGCCGCUCGCCUUCCCACAGUCUUCCACCAAUCUGCUGGACUCCAGUGCUCAGCGGUCCAAAGCUCAGUUGAGUAAGAGCUGCCGCCGACGCAGAGCCCCGCCCUCUCGAGCCGCCCGCCAGAGCGCCAUCCUGUCAGAUAGUUUGUUCCAGGACUCGUCAGAAGAUAAACCCGACUCCGCUAAGCUGCAGGACGAGGAGUCAGACGACGAGGAGCCGGUCCGAGAAGCUCGUACCGUCUCCUCCCAGCCUCAGAGGGUGUCCAUGUUCCCCGGCAUGGAUCCCUCCGUCCUCAUGGCCCAGCUGAAAAAGAGAGGAGAAGCAGACGGUCAGACGGACGGCUCGUCUCAGCUCUCCCGCUCCCCCAAAUCUCCCUUCCUGCCCCCAGUGUCCCGAGUGCUGCCCCCUGCUGGUGGCAAAGAGAACGGGGAGGAGUCGCCUCAGUGGCUGAAAGAGCUCAAAACCAAGAAACGCUUCAGCCAGAUCGAGAACGACAGCUAGAACUCAACACGCAAGAUGCCUUAUGACCGGAGCACGUGUAGCUAAAAGAUGACGACACAGGCCUUAACCUUUGACCCCGGAGUGGAUGGGAAUUACCCCCGCUGCUGCUGAUGCUACGGCGGCUCGUCGUCUCCCCCCGGCGAGGUCGAACACGUUCACGGUGCCUUUCAGGAGCUCUGUGACCGACGCCCGCAGAGCCGCUUCACUCAGCAGUGACCGACCGAGCCGGGGGCGAGUCACAUGACCCAGCGACCCCGGAGCUGCUUCUUCGUGGUUCCCAUUCACUCCACCGUUUCUUUUUUACGCUCCGUAUCGUCCGUACUAGUCCGGUUCCUUCUGUUUUUUAUUAUUAUUUGGAUUAUUUGGAUUGAUGGGUGUCGGUGUUGCACGUGCAUCUGAUUUUCUUGUAGUCCGCGGAUCCGCGCCGCACGGACGCUCGGGCCGCGGCGUAUCUAGGGACUAAAAUCUUAAGCGUAAACAUUAAAGCGUCCGUCACGAUGCAGGAACGUCUAUUUUUCUCGGUGGCGGCUUUGGGGAAAAUGUUCUGCGUGUAAAACGUGUAUUUUAGCAAAUAAAACGAGUGGAAUGAUGUGUGUGUGUGUGUGUGAGAGUGUGUGUGUGAGAGAGAGAGAGAGAGAGAGAGAGAGAGACGUGAUUAUAUGACUUGUACAGAAACACCAGGCGUCACGAUAAACAAAGUGCACAAAUGUUGCUGUUCAGGACGGAGCCGCUCAGGUUGAAACGAUCCCCCAUGUGAAGGAAAGCGAACCAUCUACAGACGACCCCGAUCAGUCCGAACGUCACGUAUACAGAUUAUUUUCUUAUUGUUUUUUAAUCCCGUUCGCUUCCGUGCUCCUCUGUGGAGCAGAAAAGGCGUGGGCUGUGUCCCAAAUCCAGAUCAACCAGCCCAGGUCAUGAUAAAUAAUGACCUUCGAUAAAUUGUGCGUCCAACCGAAUAAUAAUAAUAAUAAUAAUGUUUGAACUAUUUCAGCCUCUACAUUGAUCAUUGGAUUUUACAUAUAAUUCAUUCAUAUUCAUUCAAUCAGUCUGUUUGACCACCACUUUAUCCUGGUCAGGGUCGCGGUGGGUCCGAUUCCCUGGACGAAAGGCAGGAAACACCCCGGACAGGUCGCCAAUUUUAGUAUCUCCAAGGAACCUAUGUACAAUGACUGUACGUCUUUGUACUGUGGGAGGAAACCGGAGCUCUCGGGGGAAACCCACACAGACACGGGGAGAACAUGCAAACUCUGCACCGAAAGGACCCAGAAUGCUCGCUCCACAUGGAAAUCGAACCCAGGACCUUCAGGACCUGUGAGGCGACAGUGCUACCCACCGAGCCACUGUGCACUGUGUAAUAAAAGGGAUACUCCACUAGCACACCAGCGCUGAGAUUCUGAACUCCUCGGUUCAAAACUCGCCGUUGCCACCGGUCGGCUGGGCGCCAUCUAGCUGGCAUAAUUGGCAGUGCCUGUAGGGAGGGAUGACCGGAAUAUGUGGGCGGGGUCUUUAAACGCUGUGUAAGGACCCUGAUUAGCAGAUAGAGAGGCGCAUGUGCAGGGUGCAUGGGUGGAAAAGGGGUCCGCCAAGGGCUGCGCGUGGGUAGGAGGCGUGAGCAGCAAUGUACCCUCUUCGACUGCAAUCAAGAAUCCCAUAGCAGCGGAGGACGUAUUCACUACACUGAAUUGGAAAAAAUUGGGAGAAAAACGUAUAUAAAUAUAUAAAUAAAUAAAUAAAAUGUUCACAAAGUUUUCAACUAAUCAUGUACAAUGUCUGACAUUAUUAUUAUUAUUAUAUUUUUUUUGGGGGGGUGCAUUGGUGCGGUUGAGCACAGCAACAAAGGUCUAAAUUCUUCGCAGUAAUCACAUGACCACCUUCGUUCGUUUGAACAAUCAUGAUUUUACCAGAUGUGCUGUGGAACGUCAGGAGAUCAUAACCCGUCCAUGUCUCCGUUCUCUCGGUGAAUCCUCGAGCUCGCGCGUACAAUCAUUUGAAGCUACAAUCGACGCCUGGUUUGCUUUAACGAUGGGCCAAAUAUAAAUAUACAGAGUGCUGAUGUUGCGCAGAUGUUGCACAAUAGAAGGUCUGGUACAGCGGUUCGUCUUCGUCACCGUCUCGCGUCCGUAUUCUGCUAACCUUCUAACCUUCACUUCCAUCUGUUUUUAUUUUAAUAAAGAAUAAAUAAUGGAACAGCUUAAUAUGAUCCAUUUCACCCUUCCUACAUUCCAGUAGGUGUGUUUUUCCUCAUCUGUGUGGAUGGAUGGAUGAAUUUUCUGCCACUUUGUACUGAAGCAUGUGAGAAUGUGAUUGGACGAUCCGCUUCCUCGUCUCGUCUUCGUGUCUGUUCGACAGUAAACGUCUCUUUGUAUUUUUUAAUUUGAGCAUAACGAUGUAUAUUAAUGACACUGUGAUGUAAAAUCAGUGAUUACCCUCUACAUUCUAAAUAAAAUUUUACAAGAA
Messenger RNA from Trichomycterus rosablanca, 7804 nucleotides. Its product is annotated as zinc finger CCCH domain-containing protein 13. The transcript is spliced from 13 exons. NCBI's taxonomy places the organism in Eukaryota, Metazoa, Chordata, Actinopteri, Siluriformes, Trichomycteridae. The coding region runs from base 260 to 5347 and encodes 1695 amino acids. The record is from RefSeq and is a predicted model, not a curated record.